Messenger RNA from Salvia hispanica, 1186 nucleotides. RefSeq names its product putative WRKY transcription factor 15. Gene Ontology annotation, molecular function: DNA-binding transcription factor activity; sequence-specific DNA binding. NCBI's taxonomy places the organism in Eukaryota, Viridiplantae, Streptophyta, Magnoliopsida, Lamiales, Lamiaceae. Gene Ontology annotation, biological process: regulation of DNA-templated transcription. The record is from RefSeq and is a predicted model, not a curated record.
UCAACUAUAGUUUUAUUUCUCCUUUCUCUCUCUAGAAAAAUGGCAGUAGAAUUGAUGCCGGGCUACAAUUUCUCAGCCAAAACGGAAGCGAAUGCCGCCCAAGAAGCCGCCGCCGCCGGUCUCCAGAGCGUCGAGAAGCUAAUCAGACUCCUCUCCCACUCCCACCAGCAAAGCCCCUCCGCCGAGUACCGCGCCGCCGCCGACGUCGCCGUCGACAAAUUCAAGAAAUUCAUCUCCCUCCUCGACCGGACCCGGACCGGCCACGCCCGCUUCCGCCGCGGCCCGAUUCCAAAAACCGAACCGGUGACCGAGGAGAAAGAACCGGGUUCGAAGAUUUACCACCCGACGCCGAUCCAGCGGCUGCCGCCGCUGCCGCACCUCCACCACCACCACCACCAGCUGAUCCGGAACGGAUCGGUCGAGAGGAAGGAGUCGUCGACGACGAUCAAUUUCUCGUCGCCGGCGAACUCGUUCCUCUCGUCGGUGACCGGCGACAGCGAGUCGGGGUUCCAGAUCACGAACCUCUCCCAGGUGUCGUCGGCCGGGCGGCCGAUGGCGUCGACCUCGUCGUUCAAGCGGAAGUGCAGCUCCAUGGACGACUCCAGCGCCAAAUGCGGCGGCGCGUCGUCGGGCAGCCGCUGCCACUGCCCGAAGAAAAGAAAAUCAAGGUUGAAAAAGGUCGUGAGAGUUGCAGCUAUAAGCAUGAAGAUGGCCGAUAUUCCACCUGAUGAUUACUCUUGGAGAAAAUACGGUCAAAAGCCCAUCAAAGGCUCUCCUCACCCUAGGGGAUAUUACAAGUGUAGCAGUUUAAAAGGGUGCCCGGCCCGAAAGCACGUGGAGCGGGCCUUGGACGACCCGACAAUGCUAAUAGUAACGUAUGAAGGAGAUCACAAUCACGCCCAUUCCAAUGCGGAGGCGCCCGUUCUCGAAUCCUCUUGAUCGACGGUCGAGAUCUCACCGCACGCGCAAGGUGCGAUCUCCGCCGUCCAAAAGGAGAGAGAAUCGAUAUUGGUCAACGAUGGCCGGAAAAAAGACAAGCAUUGGGCCCCAUUUUGGUUUUAUUUACUACUGCCACUCUCUCUCUUUGCUUUUUUUUAGUGAGGAGAGGAAAUUGUGGACUUUGGUGGGUGAUUAAAUUUAAUCAUGGAUGGAUAUUUUGGUCAAAAUAUACGUUGUUUGUUAAUUA